CACAACAUGGCGGACUAGAACAGUCGGCCGACGCGCCCGGAUGCAGCGGAUAAACCGUGGGAUUUAACACCCAGGAAGGCUGAAAAAGUACACUGUGACGGGACGAUAAGUUAGGGAGAAUCGCGGAUUUUUGUGUGGGGCGCCGUCCUUUCCUGGAUUUAGUAGAUAAACUGAGUGCGAAGUGUUGGCUGUGUGUCCCAGAUCGUGCUUCCCUCCUCUGCUAUCACCCAGGUCCCCCCACCCCGCUCACACUCUCGGUUCCUGGGGUGUGGAGACAGGGGCCGGGGCUGAAAAACGUGGAAGAGAAAGAGGGGAUAAAUUCCUGCUUGGCUUUGAUUUUUUCCCCCCUCUCCCCCUUACCUCGGGUUUCCUCUGGGCGCUACAGGAGUUGUGGACAACGCUGUGCGAAUGAGUGAUUGAUGCCAACUUCGCGUCUUCAGGGCAGAAUGGGUGUGUGUCCCCUGCUCCUGCUGCUUGGUCUAGCCCUCGGGGCCUCAGCCCAGGAUGAUGUCCCCAUCACAAGUCCUCCAAAUAUCACUGCCAAUCCCACUAAACCCCCCACAGCAGCCUCCCUCAAUUUAACAGUUGCACACACACAAGCCCCCACAGGCCCACCCACAACGCUCGCCCCCACAGUCAUCUCAGCAGCGACAAAGGCAACAGCAACAACCACAAGCCCAGCUGGUGAGGAGGAUGUACAAGGGGCCGGUCCUGAUGGCACCAGGCGUUUAUUACCAGUCCCCGCUCCCUCACCUCCAGCUCCAACUGAUGCCCCUAAGGCACCAGUGAGCACCAAGCCUCCCCCUCCUCCCACCCCGGCCGGGGGAGACAACAAGACCACAAUUUACCCUCUAGACAUCCCAACUCCAGAUUAUCCUUAUGGAGAUGCAUUCACCGUGGAGCCGGAGACCACCACAGAAGCUGGGAUGGGCUUCACUUCAGACACCACCCCACACGACAACGACCCGUCUGAUGACAUGCCAAUCAUAGCCAUCAUGGUGGCGCUGUCCUCCCUGCUAGUCAUUAUCUUCAUCAUCAUCAUCCUCUACAUGCUCAGGUUUAAGAAGUACAAACAGGCAGGGAGCCAUUCAAACUCCUUCAGACUGAACAAUGGCCGAUCUGAUGAUACAGAACUUCAGAGUGUCCCGCUAUUGGCCCGUUCGCCCAGCACAAACAGGAAGUACCCGCCCCUUCCCGUCGACAAACUUGAGGAAGAAAUGAACCGUCGCAUGGCUGAUGACAACAAGCUCUUCAGGGAGGAGUUUAAUGCACUGCCAGUCUGUCCCAUCCAGGCAUCAUGCGACGCUGCUUCCAAGGAAGAGAAUAAAGAAAAGAACAGAUACGUCAACAUCCUGCCAUAUGAUCACUCCAGGGUGCAUCUCUCGUCACUGGAGGGAGUCCCAGACUCUGACUUCAUCAACGCCUCCUUUAUAAAUGGUUACCAAGAGAAGAAUAAGUUUAUUGCAGCUCAAGGGCCCAAGGAGGAAACCGUAAAUGACUUCUGGCGGAUGAUCUGGGAGCAGAACACAGCCACCAUUGUCAUGGUGACCAAUCUGAAGGAGAGAAAAGAGUGCAAGUGUGCCCAGUACUGGCCGGACCAGGGCUGUUGGACAUACGGGAACAUCCGAGUGUCUGUAGAAGACACAAUGGUUCUGGUGGACUACACCAUCCGCAAGUUCUGCAUCCAACAGGUGGGCGAUGUUUCAGGGAAGAAGCCUCAGAGGCUCGUCACCCAGUUCCACUUCACCAGCUGGCCAGACUUUGGGGUGCCCUUCACCCCUAUUGGCAUGCUCAAGUUUCUCAAGAAAGUCAAGAAUUGUAACCCUCAGUUUGCCGGGGCCAUCGUGGUCCAUUGUAGCGCGGGCGUGGGGAGAACAGGUACCUUCAUUGUGAUCGAUGCCAUGUUGGACAUGAUGAUCGCUGAGCGGAAGGUGGAUGUGUUUGGCUUCGUCACCAGGAUCAGAGCCCAACGCUGUCAGAUGGUCCAGACUGAUAUGCAGUACGUGUUCAUCUUCCAGGCGUUGUUGGAGCACUACCUGUACGGAGACACAGAGCUGGAGGUCACUUCUCUGGAGUCGCACCUGGCCAAACUCUACGCCCCCUCACCUGGAGCUGGCUGCAGUGGGCUGGAGGCUGAAUUCAAGAAACUGACAUCCAUCAAGAUUCAAAAUGACAAGAUGAGAACAGGCAACCUGCCCGCCAACAUGAAGAAGAACAGAGUCCUACAGAUCAUUCCAUAUGAGUUCAACAGAGUGAUCAUUCCAGUCAAACGGGGAGAGGAGAACACCGACUACGUCAAUGCCUCUUUUAUCGACGGCUACCGUCAGAAGGACUCCUACAUGGCGAGCCAGGGCCCCCUGCAGCACACCAUAGAGGACUUCUGGAGGAUGAUCUGGGAGUGGAGAAGCUGCUCCAUCGUGAUGCUCACAGAGCUGGAGGAGAGAGGGCAGGAAAAAUGUGCUCAGUAUUGGCCCAGCGAUGGGUUGGUGGUCUAUGGUGACAUUUCCAUUGAGAUUAAAAGGGAGGAGGAGAGUGAGAGCUACACAGUGCGUGACCUCCUGGUCACAAACAACAGGGAGAACAAGGCGCGAGCAGUGCGUCAGUUCCAUUUCCAUGGCUGGCCAGAGGUGGGCAUCCCGACUGAUGGGAAAGGCAUGAUCAACAUAAUUGCUGCAGUGCAGAAGCAGCAGCAGCAGUCUGGCAACCACCCCAUUACUGUGCACUGCAGUGCUGGCGCUGGCCGGACGGGGACUUUCUGUGCGUUGAGCACAGUCCUGGAGAGGGUGAAGGCAGAGGGCAUCCUGGAUGUCUUUCAGACAGUCAAGAGCCUCAGACUGCAGAGACCACACAUGGUGCAGACACUGGAGCAGUACGAGUUCUGCUACAAAGUGGUCCAGGAGUACAUCGAUGCCUUUUCUGACUACGCCAACUUCAAGUAGGGACCUGUCAUGGAUGGAUGGAUGUCUGCAUACACUUCAUACAAGCAUAUGCACGCACCAGAAAACACACACACAUACAUUGCCAUGCAGAAAGCUGCAUAUUCCCAUCUGAUGGAUUUUUAAAAGACUCAUCACAACUUGAUCUGUGGAUGGGAUAAACUGCCUGCAGAAAAAGGGAACAGGAGCCCCGGAGGACAGCGCAGCGCAGCCGGACAGAGAAAAUAACUGAGAUGCCUUCUUGAAUAUUUUGUAAUAUUGGUCUUGUUAAUAUAGCCCUUCACCCCCAUUUGCUCCCCAUCUCUCCCCCCCAAUAUGUAUAUAUACUUACUGUGUUGCAUCUUAUUACUUUGGUUUCAGACACAGUUUUGAGUUUGGCUGCAUUUUUGGGUGGCACCUGUAAUGUAUUUUAUUGGUAUAUAUAUAAAUAUAUAAAUAUAUAUGAAUAUAAAUCUAAUGCUUUGGAGGCUAACGUCAAAAAUCCAGAGUCAAAGUAUUGAUGUUUGGAUUUUUUUUUUUUUUUUACUUUUUAGGGACAGAGACUUAAAACAUUUUUUGGCUUGGCCAGAGCCGUGCUGUAGCAACAUAUGUUGUAGCAGAACGCUGAACAUUUACAGACCAAUUCUUUUCACACCUACACAUUCAUACAACACACACACAGCCGAGCCAGUCCUCACACAGAUUUAGUUCAAUCUAUUGAGCCACUUACAAUUUCUCCUGUUAAAGUUUCAGGGGUUCAAAGGUCACACAUGAUUAUAUAGCUAAAAAUCUCUGUGAUGUAGCUCAUCGACUCAGGUUGACAAACACACACACUAAAUACCAGGAGCCAUUCUUUUUUUUUAGCAUGUGUGUGUGUGUUUGUUUGAACUGGAGCUUAAGCUGGCAGAAAAGACACAAGUACGUUUCAGUGUCUUCUGUCUGCCGAGUGCCAAAGUCCUUCACUCACUUGGUUACGCAGCUCUGGAGUCUGAGACCAUGUUUAGACAUUCAGUACACGAAAGUUAUUUCACUGUUCAAGGAUCAGUAACCAACACACUGCUGCACUAUAACAGGAAAUUGAGAAAGAAAUACACAUUUUUUUUUACAGCAUAAAGCAAAGAAAUGUGAGAAGAAUUGGUCAAGCUUUCAUGUUGAAUCUAAAAUUACUUUUUAUUUUGAGGUCUGUUACAGUAUCUGCAGCAAUGUUGAACAUGUUGGCAAGCCAAAUCACAAUCACAAGUAACUCCCAUUACUGUAUCAAAGAAAUCAGCAAAUGUUAUAUACCCAGCAUAUUUCUUUUUCUUGUUUACAGACGCACGUCAGUAUUUCUAGUUGAUUGUAUUGAACAUUUCUUUUCCGUAAGGGUGUCCUUUGCCUGAAUUAACCCUCAUUUCAAUUCUUCUAUACCAGCCUCACAUCAUUUCGCUGUACCGUCACACUUUUAAAGAAUGAUUUUUUUCCCACCAUGAACACUGAUGCCGAAGAAUGUCUCUUUUAAUUAAUGCUGUUGCUAACAUGUUCCUCAAAAAUGGAUACAUUGUUACUUAAAUAGCAGAGGUGUGCCAUGCCAUGUUUGCUCAGAUUUUUUUUUGUCCUGUGAGGACGCAAAGACUUGAAUUACAGUGUUUUAUUUUUUCAGAUAAGGUCACAAUUGAGGCCAUGCCCUCAAUUGUGACGAAUGAUGUCAGUUAACCGCAGGGCUUCAGGUCAGUCAUAAUGUCAACUCGGUCAGCUCAGGAAAUGACUGACUCCAGGAUUGUUUGAAUUUACAAAUUGAACACAUUCAGCUUGAGUUCAUGUCCGAAGCUGACUCACAGUCAAAUGGUUUUACUCCCACCAGAGGAGGACUCUGAUAUCAUGCUUCGCCCAGAUUUUAACAGAUUUUAAUGCCAUGAUAUUAAUCUUUUAAGAAUUCUCAAGCUAUGUCAAUCUUUUUUAAUGUAGAUUUUAACUGAAAACCCCUAUUAUUGUACAUAAUUUGCAUCAUACACUAACAAUCUAAAUCACCUAACAGUCCUGUGUUUUAUGACAUUUCUUAGCAGAAAGGAGCACAAUCAGUCCUUAUUUAUUGAUAGUGGAAAGUACAUGCUGAUAUUUUACGAAGGGUGAUUGCGUCAAUGUUGAUUGUUUGAAUACUCAUGCACUAUUUGCACCAAAAGCAAAGCCCUUAAAGAUACAGAACCAAAUGAGAGAUGAGGUCAGAAGAAUGAUUUGGCCUUGAUAUUGGAGUAUAAGAAAUAUAUUUGAACUGAAGCUCUUCAGGUCUCAAAGCUCUGGGGUAAACUCCUUAUAGGGACUUAAAGUAGCAGAUAUUUUAAAUGACCAGUCACUGAAACUGUUGGAUGUUGUGCAUCAUCAUUUCAGGUCUUCAUUCGUUCCAAAGCAUCACAAGUGCCCACACUAUUAGUUUGGUGCCAUUAUGUUCUUCAUGACUUUGUCACUUAUUUGGUCUUAUAUUAACAGAGGAGGAGUUGCUAUUUGUUUGGCUAUUCUGUCUGUGCUUAAAUUACAUGGGUGUGUGUUUGGAUCAUGUGACUGUGUCUCACUGCAGUUUAACAGCAGAAAGCGACACUGUGCCAACCCAUGAGACCCACUAGUUUGCUAUUAUGGUGAAUUUUUAAAAAAGUGCCUCAGUGGUAGGUUUUCCAAAAAAAAAAACUUUACAAAAUGUGGUGCAACCAUCGUAAAAGCUGUCCUUUGCAUUUUCCCAACUCACAUGUGUUUCCUCAGCUAUCACCUGCAGACAGAUGACAAACCUCUUUGACAAAUCAAUAGGGCCAAAACUAAGACUGGGUGAGUCAUCCUUCCUUUCACAUUCCCUCUAGUCAUGUGGUCUUUGUGCAGAACAAACUAACAUUGAGGUCACUUUUUAAUUUUUUUUCUUUUUGGCUAUAUUUCAUUCCAUAUCACUUAAAUGUGGGAUCCAUGACAAGUAAUCAAUUGUGGGUACCCAAAUGUUUGGCAGAAAUACGUAUUUUUUUCCCCACAAGAAAUGGAAUUGCAUCUUUUAAGCAUUGUCACAAAGGGAAACCAGACAGUUGUCCCUGUUUCACAUCCCUUGGAGCGCUUUAACACCCUGGAAAAUUAAAAUACGUCUCCAUUUCUAGAGCAUCGGACUUGAGGAAGACAAGAGUCCAAAUUCGCUCUUCUUUUCCCCCUUUUACGUGUCCUUUAUGUCUUCUGUCCACUCACAGCUGUCCACUUCCUUUUCCUCUCUUACUUUGUCCUCUGACCAUUUUUUCCCCAGUGGUCACUGCCCACUCACUUUUGUACAUAAUGUAAGGUUAUUUAUAUUUCAUUCCUGUCUGCUGCCUUGCUUAUUAUAUUUUCUUCUCCCCCCUUGUUAUUUUUUUUUUUUUUAAAGAUGUAUAUUGAACUGUAUCGGGACCAUUUUGAAAUGUAUUAGAGAUGUUUUGUUUUGGCCAUUUUUAAUUUGGUAUAAUUGUCUUAAGCAAAUCCUAUUUUUUAAUUUGCCAAUGUUUGUUUCUAGUGUUUUGUUAUUCAACAUUUGAAUAUAUGUAUAUAUAAUUAUAUAUAUGAUAAAAUUAUAUAUAAUUAUAUAAUGCCAAAUGGCCUUUCUAAGCAAGAUACUGUUCAAACCUAAUAAAGUGCUUGAGAUUUUA
This is a messenger RNA of Plectropomus leopardus (leopard coralgrouper), 6538 nucleotides long. It is a transcript of the gene ptpra, whose product is annotated as protein tyrosine phosphatase receptor type A. Gene Ontology annotation, biological process: protein dephosphorylation. Lineage: Eukaryota; Metazoa; Chordata; Actinopteri; Perciformes; Serranidae. The record is from RefSeq and is a predicted model, not a curated record. Gene Ontology annotation, molecular function: protein tyrosine phosphatase activity.